Brachypodium distachyon (stiff brome) is the source of this 1764-nucleotide messenger RNA. RefSeq names its product protein root UVB sensitive 2, chloroplastic. The record is from RefSeq and is a predicted model, not a curated record. Gene Ontology annotation, cellular component: chloroplast envelope. NCBI's taxonomy places the organism in Eukaryota, Viridiplantae, Streptophyta, Magnoliopsida, Poales, Poaceae. Gene Ontology annotation, biological process: auxin polar transport; response to UV-B. The coding region runs from base 208 to 1521 and encodes 437 amino acids. The transcript is spliced from 10 exons.
GCCUCGUGUAAUCCACACCGAGCAGAACCAACUUUGCAGAAGAAGAACAUCGUUCUUCUCACACGGUCACCCGCAACAGGAGGAGUUGGAAAUCGUGGAAAUCCCCGCCCGCCGAGCUCCGACCGCCGUCUCGGUCUGCCAGAACGGCGCAAACACGAGGAGGAGGAUACCUCGAGCUGCGGCGAGUCCUCCGGUGUCCCGCCCAAGAUGAAUAUACUCGAGAGGAUACGCGGGGGCGGCGAUAAAACGACCGGGACGGAGACGCCCCGCAAGCUGGAGCCCUGGGUGGAGAUUUCGGAGUCCGUCUCGCGGCUCUGCUGCUUCGACGCCCGCAGCAGGGGCGGAGGCAUAUCUGUAAAAGUUAUCCAGGAUUCAAGGCCGAUACAUGAUAAGUUGGUUGAUUCUUUCUUGAACAAAUUUUUCCCAUCCGGUUAUCCAUACAGUGUGAACGAGGGUUACCUGACAUAUACCAAAUUCCGAGCACUCCAGCAUUUUUCUAGCGCUAUGCUGCAUGUGUUAUCAACCCAGUCUUUGUUAUUUGCUGCAGGUUUACGACCUACCCCUGCCCAAGCAACUGCUGUAAGUUGGAUUCUUAAAGAUGGGAUGCAGCACGCAGGAAAGCUCAUCUGUAGUGGCAUGGGGGCAAGAAUGGAUUCAGAGCCAAAGAGUUGGAGGAUAUUUGCUGAUGUUCUGUAUGAUUUCGGUACUGCCUUGGACUUCAUUUCACCAUUGUGUCCACAACUUUUUCUUGAAGUGGCGGGCUUGGGAAAUUUCGCAAAGGGAAUGGCUGUGGUUGCUGCCAGAGCGACAAGGCUACCAAUAUAUUCUGCUUUUGCCAAAGAAGGUAACCUUAGUGACUUGUUUGCUAAAGGGGAGGCCAUCUCAACACUUUCCAAUGUCAUGGGGAUAGGGGCUGGCAUUGGAUUAUCAUCCACUGUAUGUUCCACAACUCAAGGAAAGCUAAUUAUAGGCCCAUUGCUUUCUGCUGUACAUUUAUAUGGAGUUGUGCAAGAGAUGAGAGCAAUUCCUAUAAAUUCACUUAAUCCACAAAGAACAGCAAUGGUGGUGGCUGAUUUUAUCAAGAGUGGGAAGGUUUCUAGCCCAGCUGAGCUAAGAUACAGAGAAGAUCUUCUGUUUCCUAACCGAUUAAUAGAAGAAGCAGGUAGUGUGAAAGUUGGACAACCACUUUGCAGAAUUUUGAGCCCGCAGCGCGUUGAACAGCUGAGAGCUACUUACCCAAACGAGAAAUUUUUGCUCAGCCUAAAGAGCAAUAAAACAUACAUGGUCCUUGAGCAGAGUGCAACUGGAGAGGAUGCACUGAGGGGGUGGCUGGUCGCUGCCUUUGCUUCAGAGAUGGAGAAAUCAGGUGUUGGUUCACGUGAUUCAGUUCUAAAUGAAGCCUAUCAGAAGAUGGAGGACGUAUUCCCUAUGUUCGUUUCAGAAGUUAGGAGUAGAGGCUGGUACACAGAUCAAUUUCUUGAUGGAAAUCGUAGUCGAAUUGCAUAUGCAAAAUCCCAAUAGCUGCGGAUUGUCAGUUGCUGGAGGAAGAUCACAUACCAUGCAGGCGUCACAUCCUACCUGCAAUUUUCAGAGUUACAGAUGAAAGGAUUAUUUUUGUUUAACCUCUUAGUGUUUGUAGAACUUUUUGUCCAAUGUCAACUGUCGGUCAUAGGAUCACCAUUCUAGUGAUUCCAGUGUUCUGUUUAGUAUCUGAUGAUGAUUCUGACAGGAUCACGCAUCAUCCAGCUGAUUAAAGUUGCAGCA